AUGAUAAGGGAAAAGAAGCUUCGAGCUCAAGAGCAAACAUCCAUUCAUCAGAAUGAGAACCAGAGCACACAAAGUGCCAUUUCUUUCAAAAUAAAAAUUCCGUAUGAUCAAAAAGUAGAGCAAGGUUUAAGACAUGAGUUAUCUGUUUGUAUUAAAGAAAAUGAUAACGAAAUUAAUGCAUCUUUGGGAUCUAGUAGAGUUACAGCACAAAAUAUAGCCAAUUUAUUUAAUAUAGCAAUGAAGACAUUGGUAUAUAAUGAAAUCAAAUCGCUUCUACCUGACAUUAUUGAUGUAAACUUGCGUAAAAUAACUUUCAGGGCUAAAAAAAUCUAUAUUUUGUUUGAAGGAAUAGGAAUAGAUAAAAUUAACCAAAAGUUGACUAAUAUGAUCAAUGUGACUGGUCCAUCCGAGUUGAAAGCCGAAAUGGGCGAGGAAGCCAAGAAAACAUUACCGAGAACUGAUAAAACUUUACCAGAAGCUGAGGGAAGUAUAUCAUCUUCGGAUAAAAAAGCAAAUGUUAGUAAACCACCCUCAUCUCGACCUCCAAUUACUACCACCUUACCCGAUGAUCCAGAAGAAAAAUGA
This is a messenger RNA of Entrophospora candida, 585 nucleotides long. The record is from the annotation of a GenBank genome assembly. Lineage: Eukaryota; Fungi; Glomeromycota; Glomeromycetes; Entrophosporales; Entrophosporaceae.